UUCCGGAGCCACGAGGGCACCGCUAAUUGACAGUUGAUCGGACCAAUAGGCCGCCAUCUGAGACCAGUGACGUCAUAACGGGCGGGAUAUCCGCAGCGGUAAAGCUCGAGCUAAUAACAUGGCGAAGACUUACGACUACUUGUUCAAACUGCUUUUAAUCGGCGACUCCGGGGUGGGGAAGACGUGCGUGCUGUUCAGGUUUUCGGAGGACGCCUUCAACUCGACGUUCAUCUCCACUAUAGGUAUUGACUUCAAGAUCAGAACAAUAGAAUUAGACGGGAAGAAGAUCAAGCUACAGAUAUGGGAUACAGCAGGACAGGAGAGAUUCAGGACAAUCACAACAGCCUACUACAGAGGAGCCAUGGGCAUCAUGCUUGUAUACGACAUCACCAACGAGAAGUCCUUUGACAACAUCAAGAACUGGAUACGAAACAUAGAAGAGCACGCCUCUGCAGACGUGGAGAGGAUGGUCCUUGGUAACAAAUGUGACGUCAAUGACAAGCGACAGGUGUCGAAAGAAAGGGGAGAGAAGCUGGCCCUGGAGUACGGCAUCAAGUUCAUGGAGACCAGCGCGAAGGCCAACAUCAACGUGGAGAACGCCUUCUUAUCCCUCGCCCGAGAUAUCAAAGCAAAGAUGGACAAGAAGCUGGAGGGCAACAACCCCCAAGGCAGCAGUCAAGGAGUGAAGAUCACGGAGCAGCCCAAGAAGAGCAGCUUCUUCCGCUGCUCGCUCCUGUGAGCUGUCAUCGGCAUCCACCAUCAAUCGCCUUAACUUUUGUCCUCCCCCCGCCACUGGACAGAACUGGACAGAGACGGCUCAGAUCUCUCCUUUAAAACGUCUUAACCCGUCUUCCUCUUCACUCGGCUAUUACCCCCCCCAAUCCGUCGCUUUAUACAAGUCUUCCCAUGAUUCCUGUGAAUUGACCUACGGUGGCCUGUUGCGUACGUGCUGAAGCCAUUAUGUUUUGUACGAAUGCUGGUUAAGAGUAACAACUGUAGAUUUUGACUUUUAAAGAUCCUCCUUUUUUUUUUUAUAUAUAAUUUUUUUUAAGCUUUAUCUGAAUGGCACUAUCCAGCCCAAAGUGUACUAAUUGAUUGUUUUGUUUUUUUUUGGUAUAUUUUCAAUGAGUUAUACUUUUUUGGAAGACGACUGGGUAAUCUAAAUUACCAUGGUCAGAGGCACCAUGUCAAUACAUCUACAGUGGUACCUCAACGUACGAGCGAAUCGAGUCGUUGGUUUAAAAAAAAAUAUAAUAAUUUGAGUUGCGAGCAAUUUGAAUGAUAGUUGGCGGCAGAGUUCGCCACACCAUCCACCCAGCAUCCCGUGUCUCGUUCACAAAUCAAAGCACACGUGUUACUCGUCGUAUAAACACUGGGGUUUAUGUUUAUCUGUCCACCCCACAACCCCCGUCCCCUUCAAGCUGAGACAUUCCUUUUUGUGAAGACUUGGAUGUGCAAUGUGAUGUCAUUAGAGGCCAGUUGGGCUUGGUUCAUUGACAAUGUCAAUAUUCAUGGCACAAAGAUGGCUGCCGCUUUGUCGUAUGCACUCCCCCCCCCAAGAGGAAACAAAGUGUCACAGCAGCACAAAGGGGUGGGGAUUGCAGUGACAAUUUAAAAUCCCCCCCGCCCCUUGCAUUUCUUCUACUUCCUGUUGCCGGUUUCCAAUGGGGGAAUCACAUACACGACUGUUUUGAGGGCCUUAGAUUGGGGGCUGUGCUGUAGCAGUAUUUAUGGAGCAAAGAAAAAAAAAAAACAGGACAUAGCACCAAAAUGACAAAGUGCCCUUUUAUGUUCUUAUCAAUCAUGCACUUUUUUUCCUUUCCUGUGUUCUUUCUGUACAAAAGACAAAAAUAUCAUUAUCGGAUCUAUCUUUUCUUCACAUUUGUUGACUGUAUUUGCUGCAAGUCUUAACUGAAAGUGAACCUAUCCAUGCACAAAAACACCCGAGCACUGAAAUGCGUUUUAUGAAAAUGAAGAUGGCAUGUUUGUAGCGCUUGUCUGCAGUUUCCCUAUAGUAAAUCUUAAAUGUUUUCAGCAAUGUUGAACAUUUAAUUUAGUUAUAUCCUCCUCAUAUCUUAGCACAGCCAUCUGAACUAUGCAUUCCGGGUGCAUACAAACCUCAAGAGCUUUAUUUGAGAAACGUGCAGAGUAUAAAGUGGAUACGGAAAGUAUUCAGACCCCUUAAAUGUUUCACUCGGUUAUAUUGCAGCCAUUUCGUAAAAUCAUCCCCCCCCAAUAUACACACAGGACCCCAUAUUGACAUAAAAAACGGAAUUGUUGAAUUUUUUGCAGACAAAAAAAAAAACAACUAUCACAAAGCCAUAAGUAUUCAGACCUUUUGGUGUGACACUCAUUUAACUGGUGCUGUCCAUUUCUUCUGAUCAUCCUUCAGAUGGUUCUACACCUUCAUUGGAGUCCAGCCCUAUUUGAUUAUACUGAUUGGACUUGAUUAGGAAAGUCACACACGUCUAUAUAAGACCUUACAGCUCACAGUGCAUGUCAGAGCAAAUGAGAAUCAUAAGGUCAAAGGAACUGCCUGAAGAGAUCAGAGACAGAAUUGUGGCAAGGCCGAGAUCUGGCCAAGGUUACAAAAAAAUUAUGCUACACUUAAGGUUCCUAAGAGCACAGUGGCCUCCAUAAUCCUUAAAUGGAAGACGUUUGGGACGACCAGAACCCUUCCUAGAGCUGGCCGUCCGGCCAAACUGAGCAAUUGGGGGAGAAGAGCCUUGGUGAGAGAGGUAAAGAAGAAUCCAAAGAUCACUGUGGCUGAGUGCCAGAGAUGAAGAUGGGAGAAAGUUCUAGAAAGUCAACCAUCACUGCAGCCCUCCACCAGCCGGGGUUUUAUGGCAGAGUGGCCUGACGGAAGCCUCUCCUCAGUGCAAGGCACAUGAAUGCGCUCAUGGAGUUUGAUUAAAAAACUUUUUUAAAAAACACUUGAAGGACUCCAAGAUGGUGAGGAAUAAGAUUCUCUGGUCUGAUGAGACCAAGAUAGAAAUUGUUGGCCUUAAUUCUAAGUGGCAUGUGUGGAGAAAACCAGGCACUCCUCAUCACCUGUCCAAUACAGUCCCAACAGUGAAGCAUGGUGGUGGCAGCAUCAUGCUGUGGGUGUGUUUUUCAGGUGCAGGGACAGAGAGACUGGUUGCAAUCGAAGAAAAGAUGAAUGCGGCCAAGUACAGGGAUAUCCUGGACGAAAACCUGCAGAGUGCUCAGGACCUCAGACUGGGCCGAAGGUUCACCUUCCAACAAGACAAUGACCCUAGGCACACAGCUAAAAUAACGAAGGAGUGGCUCCAGAACAACUCCGUGACUGUUCUUGAAUGGCCCAGCCAGAGCCCUGACUUAAACCCAAUUGAGCGUCUCUGGAGAGACCUGAAAAUAGCUGUACACCAACGUUCACCAUACAACCUAACAGAACUGGAGAGGAUCCCCAUAUCCAGGUGUGAAAAAUUUCCCAUCAGUCCCAAAAAGACUCAUGGCUGUAUUAGCUCAAAAGGGUGCUUCUACUAAAUACUGAGCAAAGGGUCUGAAUACCUAUGGCUGUGUGAUACUUCAGUUUUUCUUUUUUAAUAAAUCUGCAAAAAAUUCAAUAGUUUUUUUCUGGCAAUAUGGGGUGCUGUGUGUCCAUUAAUGAGGGAACUUAAAUGAUUUUAGCAAAUGGCUGCAAUAUAACAAAGUGAAAAAUUUAGGGGGAUCUGACUACUUUCCAUAAGCACUGUAUUUGUGACUUUAAUGUCUUGCUGUCACUCCAAAUUCAGCUCCAACAUGAAAAUAUAGGAAAUAGUUGAAGUUUGUUAAAAAUCACCUCUGUGUUUCUCCACCUGUGGAUUUAAAUCUCAAAUUUGCCUGAUUAAAAAAAGUUUUAAGCUUCAAUUUGGGCAGUUACAAAAUAUUUUCUUUCCCAAACUAAAUUUAGAUUUCAUUGUGUGUGGAGGUACUGACAUAAUUCAGCAAUUGUAAAUAAGAUCUGCAACGAUUGUACUUUAGUUUCAUAAAUCUGAUUGGUCUACACACCUGUAGAUAUGUGUUCGGAUGAUUUAUUAAAAGAUGGGAUUGAAAAUGA
This is a messenger RNA of Phyllopteryx taeniolatus (common seadragon), 4060 nucleotides long. RefSeq names its product ras-related protein Rab-8A. Lineage: Eukaryota; Metazoa; Chordata; Actinopteri; Syngnathiformes; Syngnathidae. The record is from RefSeq and is a predicted model, not a curated record. Gene Ontology annotation, biological process: cellular response to insulin stimulus; Golgi vesicle fusion to target membrane; protein localization to plasma membrane. The transcript is spliced from 8 exons. Gene Ontology annotation, cellular component: plasma membrane; synaptic vesicle; endosome. The coding region runs from base 119 to 739 and encodes 206 amino acids. Gene Ontology annotation, molecular function: GTP binding; GTPase activity.